AUGGAUAUAGUAAAUGAAAUUUUGGAAAGAGAACAGAAAAAGGCUGAGAAGUACAAACCUAUCACAGUUGAAAAGCAUUUAGAUUUAGACAUAGAUCUUGGUACGUUACUUGCGUCGGAUACUAAUGAUUUGGAAGCUAAGUUAUUGAAAUCAGAUAAAGACAGAGAUGCGUAUCUACUAUCGUUAGCCCGUGACAAUACUCAGUUAUUGUUGAACAAAGUGUGGGAGUUGCCAACAGAGAGGAUAGAAGAGGCAAUAGUGGUACGGUUGCCGGCACCAACAACAAUCUUGCCACGUGCCAAGCCUGUUCCGAAACCCAAGCCCCUCACUAAAUGGCAGGAGUUUGCUAAAGCCAAGGGAAUCACUAAAAAUAAGAAAGACAAACUCAAAUGGGAUGAACAGCUUCAGAAAUGGGUGCCGUUAUAUGGUUUUAAACGAGCUGCUGCUGAGAAAGAAAAGAACUGGUUGAUUGAAAUCCCACAAAAUGUACACCCAAUGACAGACAUGUAUGAAAAGAAAGCUACAGAGAAGUCUGAGAAGGUUGCAAAAAAUGAACUGCAAAGAUUGAAGAACAUUGCCCGUGCUAGAAAAGUCAAAAUACCAAGGGUUGGCUUGCCUGUUACAUCUGAUAAGGCUUCUGCUACACAGUUAGCUACAGCGGCAACUGUAGCUAAAGCAUCAACAGCAUCCCUUGGUAAAUUCCAAGACAAACUGCCAAAAGAAAAAGAAGCACGUGGGAAAGGUAUCCAUGAGCUCAUCCCUGGGAAAGAGCGUAAACGUAAAGCUCCAAUACCUACUCCUGAAGCUGAAAAACAGCAGAAUUUAAACCUCUUAGACAAAAUUCUUAAUAAAAGGCCCAAGAUUGAUAUGGAUAAGGCUGUCGCAAAGCACAUACACGAUGAACAAGUGCAACGAUCUGACGAAAAGAAAAUCGUGAAACCCAAAGCUGGUAAACGUAAAGGCAAGGGUGGUAACCCCACAAAGUUCUCAGCAAAAAAGCCAAAGGGUGGCAAAGGGCAGAGGAAUCCUGGCAAAAAAGGACCGGGUAGAAAAAGGAGAUAAGGUUGUUGUUGUCAGAAUGAUUUUAUGUUAUUACAUUGUACAGCUAAUUUCAUUGGUUUUAUUUAGACAUUUUAAGGCCACAAAGCUGUCUCUCCGUUUGUGCAUUUUUUUAAACCUACAUUGGAUAUUCCUUACUCUUGUAUACAUAUACUGUUAUGUAUACUAUGACAUUCUAAGAACUUACUAUAUUUUGACUACAUUAUGAAUCCAUUUUUAGCGCUAAUUCCCAGUUGUCACCACUGGCUUUGUUCCCACUGGCGACAUAUGGGUAAAAAAUCGUUAAAAAAGUCUCAGUUGUUAGCAGUGGUGAUUUCCGUGGCGACAAAUAGGGCAAAAAAUUUUAAUGAUAAAAGUAUAGAUCUUAUUAACUCGAAUUUUAUUUUAUUCCCUUGCGAUGGUGGCAACAAACUGCAUUAAUUGAAAUUUUUAUACCGUUUCGUUUUUUUACAACUUUUUUUUGCAACCUACUGGGAUUUUUUUAUUCCGUUUGUCACCACCUGGUAACAUGUGGGAUUUUUUUAUCCCGUUUGUCACCACCUGAUAACAUAUGGGAUUUUAUUUUCCCCCAUUUGUCGCCAGUAGAAAUCACCAUUGGCAACAACUGGGAUUUUUUUAUCCCGUUUGUCACCACCUGGUAACUUAUGGGAUUUUAUUUUUCCCCAUUUGUCGCCAGUAGAAAUCACCAUUGGCAACAACUGGGAUUUUUUUAUCCCGUUUAUCACCGCCUGGUAUUAUAUGGGAUUUUAUUUUCCCCCAUUUGUCGCCAGUAGAAAUCAUCACUGGCAACAACUGGGAUUUUUUUAUCCCGUUUGUCACCACC
Messenger RNA from Hyposmocoma kahamanoa, 1882 nucleotides. Its product is annotated as ribosome biogenesis regulatory protein homolog. Bases 1 to 1062 code for a protein of 353 amino acids. The transcript is spliced from 6 exons. Gene Ontology annotation, cellular component: nucleolus; nucleus; preribosome, large subunit precursor. Gene Ontology annotation, biological process: endonucleolytic cleavage in ITS1 to separate SSU-rRNA from 5.8S rRNA and LSU-rRNA from tricistronic rRNA transcript (SSU-rRNA, 5.8S rRNA, LSU-rRNA); ribosomal large subunit export from nucleus; ribosome biogenesis. Gene Ontology annotation, molecular function: protein binding. Lineage: Eukaryota; Metazoa; Arthropoda; Insecta; Lepidoptera; Cosmopterigidae. The record is from RefSeq and is a predicted model, not a curated record.